Molecule: messenger RNA, 1079 nt
Organism: Chenopodium quinoa (quinoa)
Lineage: Eukaryota; Viridiplantae; Streptophyta; Magnoliopsida; Caryophyllales; Amaranthaceae
Product: inorganic pyrophosphatase 1-like
Exons: 4
Coding region: 52-879 (275 amino acids)
Molecular function (GO): phosphatase activity
Source: RefSeq, a predicted model, not a curated record
CUAUCUAUUCUUCAAAGUUUCUGAGUUUGUUCUUGGUAAUUUUUUUGAGCAAUGGAGGGAUUAAUGGUGGUUUUCGACUUCGAUAAAACGAUUGUCGACUGUGAUAGUGAUAAUUGGGUUGUUGAUGAAUUGGGUUAUACACAACUCUUCGAUCAACUCGUAAAAAUCAUGCCUUGGAACACUAUGAUGGAUACAUUGAUGAAAGAAAUGCAUACACAAGGCGUAACAAUCGAUGACAUUGCACGAGUCUUGAAAAGAGUUCCGAUUCAUCCUCGUGUUGUUCCCGCAAUCAAAGCCGCCCACGCUGCAGGGUGUGAUCUGAGAAUUGUAAGUGACGCAAAUAUGUUCUUCAUUGAGACCAUACUAGAUCAUCUUGGGUUAAAGGAUUGUUUCUCGGAGAUUAACACGAAUCCGGGUUAUGUUGACGGAGAAGGGAGAUUAAGGAUUUUGCCGAUACAUGAUUUUACUAAAUCUCCUCACGGAUGCAGUAACCCCUGCCCUCCAAACAUGUGCAAGGGUUUAGUGAUAAAAAGGCUAUUAUGUGAACAUGGAAACAAUAAGUUCAUCUAUUUAGGAGAUGGAAUUGGAGAUUAUUGCCCUUCCUUAAGGCUAAGAGAAGAAGACCAUGUUAUGCCAAGGUUCAACUUUCCAGCAUAUGAUAUGAUCUCAAGUAAUCCAAUGCUUAUCAAAGCCAAGAUCCAUGGAUGGGCCGACGGCGGCGAUCUCGAGCGGGUUCUAUUGGCUCUCAUCCAAGAUAAUAUCAACUGUGGAGAUGAUUAUAAUGUUGAUCAAUUAUUCAAACUUGAUUGCAAGCUUGAGAUUUUGCCUGUUACUUCUGAUAUAGAGUUGCGGCCUAAGGUUCUAUGUGUUCCUUUUUAAGAAAGUGGCUAACUUCUGUAAUACUCUAAAAAAAGGAAGAAAGAAAGUUCAAUGUAGUUUUUGUUUUGUAGGGAGUAGAAUCAAAGAUUCAAAGCUAUAGAGGAAUUGUUUAAGGUUUUGAUCUGAGGAUUAUGUAUGUAAUUAACCUUUGUUGCCCAAUUGAGCAACUUAUUCAAUGAAUGAAAUUGUACUUUUAGUGA